Rhea pennata is the source of this 2746-nucleotide messenger RNA. RefSeq names its product delta 4-desaturase, sphingolipid 1 (gene DEGS1). The record is from RefSeq and is a predicted model, not a curated record. Gene Ontology annotation, biological process: ceramide biosynthetic process. The coding region runs from base 68 to 1039 and encodes 323 amino acids. The transcript is spliced from 3 exons. Lineage: Eukaryota; Metazoa; Chordata; Aves; Rheiformes; Rheidae. Gene Ontology annotation, cellular component: membrane. Gene Ontology annotation, molecular function: sphingolipid delta-4 desaturase activity.
UCGGGCGGGGUGGGGGCAGCCGGGCCGAGCCGAGCCGAGCCGGUCGAGGCGCCGCACCGCCGCCGGGAUGGGCAACACCGUGGCUCGGGAGGACUUCGAAUGGGUCUACACGGACCAGCCGCACGCCGACCGCCGCAGGGAGAUCCUGGCUAAACACCCAGAGAUAAAAGCAUUGAUGAAGCCGGACAGCAAUUUGAUCUGGGUUGUUGUGCUGAUGGUUCUUGCGCAGUUGACUGCAUUUUAUCUGGUGAAAGAUCUGGACUGGAAAUGGGUCAUCUUCUGGGCAUAUGUUUUUGGAAGCUGUAUUAGCCACUCCAUGACUUUAGCUAUUCAUGAGAUCUCCCACAAUAGUGCCUUUGGCAACAAGAAAGCAAUGUGGAAUCGGUGGUUUGGAAUAUUUGCCAACCUCCCUCUUGGUAUCCCAUACUCCAUAUCCUUCAAGAGAUACCACAUGGAUCACCAUCGUUAUUUAGGAGGUGAUGGAAUUGAUGUGGAUAUUCCUACCAACUUUGAAGGCUGGUUUUUCUGCACUCGUUUUAGGAAGUUCAUGUGGAUUGUUCUUCAGCCUCUCUUCUAUGCGAUUAGACCUCUCUGCAUCAACCCCAAACCAAUCACUCGCCUGGAAAUCAUCAACCUGUUGGCUCAGCUUUCUUUUGAUGUCAUGAUAUACUACUUAUGGGGAGUCAAAUCAGUUUGUUACAUGCUUGCAGGUUCAGUGCUUGGACUUGGGUUACACCCGAUUUCGGGACACUUCAUAGCUGAACAUUACAUGUUUUUAAAGGGACAUGAGACUUACUCCUAUUAUGGGCCACUUAACUUGCUCACUUUUAAUGUUGGCUAUCACAAUGAACACCAUGACUUUCCCAAUAUUCCUGGCAAGAGCCUUCCACUGGUGAAGAAAAUAGCAGCUGAAUACUAUGACAACCUGCCACAGUAUAACUCUUGGAUAAGAGUGCUUUAUGACUUCGUGAUGGAUGAUACAAUCAGCCCAUAUUCACGCAUGAAAAGGCAAUUAAAAGGUGAAGUGAAACAAGAUUAAACUUCCAGCAACCAAAAACCUUUGAAAUGUCCGCUUCCUUUAAAGCGGCUGGUACAAAGUCUCUUGUUAAAGAUGUUCACCUAUACCUGGAAUUAAGAUCUACAGCAACAUAGCAAUGCAUCCUUAAGGACUUGGCAACAAAGUAGACUACAACCAGCUGUAACAUUCCUAGCAGUCUUCAGAUUCAUUGUAUUAACAGAUAUAUGUUUGCCUAAGGAUCAGUGUUAUAUACAUAAUAUUAAAUCACUUUGUUACAGGAUUGUUUGGCAGGUGUUAAGUCUGAAAAAGUUUGACUCUUUAAAAUAGUAAAAAGUUCUCAGUGUAGUACACUGCCCACAAACAUGCUGUUAUUUAAUAACUGUGGUGUUAAAUAAUGUACUUAACCUGUUAAUUCUAAACUAAUUUGAUUUGUUAACUUAAGUCUUCUGUUAAAGUUGCUUUCUAAUUCAAGGGUGGGAGAACAAAACUUUGCACAGAAAUAUUUCAAACUGCCUUCUUUAAAAUGUGGUAUGUUGCUUAAAGCAUUACUUGAAUAUGUUCCACCUGUGCUACUGAAAGUACCUUAAAGGAGCAAUCCAUCACUUAGAAAACUGGCAUAUUCUAGAUGGUUUGUGUGACUCUGUAAAAGGGUAGGAAAUUCAGAGGCAUCUUUAACUUUGUGGGUCCCCACCUACUUCCUCAGCUGCAUGUGCUAGCAUACAGCUCUGCAGCAACUAGUACUUAGAAUUGUAUUGUGUAAGCCCACUAAGCAACUUACUGUUACUCAUUAGGAUUUUGCAUAGUGGAAAAAAUCUUGUUGCUAAGCUUUGAGGUUUCUUGUGAUCUGCAAAGAAAAAUGAGUAGGCUUGUCCUAGUUGGUUCUACUGUUACCAUGACUUCAAAUGAACUCAAAUAGUUGCUGCUUUUUUGGAAAUUUGGUUUGUGUGGGAAAACUUAAUCAACUGAAGCAGAUACUAUUCUGGUAAAACUAGCUGCCAACAGUUGUAGCUAGCAUUGUUUAGGCAUGUCAGUCAUUCGUGCAUGCAGAAUGGUGUUGCUAAAUGAUCUUGUUAAAUUUUUUUAAAUGUACAGUACUCUACAUAAACAUUGGUCUUGUAUAUUAGUAAGUGGCAAGAGCAAAGCUGUGAUACCACUGAAUUUCCUGUUAAAGCAGUCCUUAUAUUGGAACAAAAUGGAAAGACUUGCUGAGCUCUGAAGAAUCUGUGCAUAUGUUAGCCCGGUAUUCUUGCUCUCUGUUAGCCAAUACAUUGGCUUUAAGCUAUCAGACUAGUACAACUCCCCCUUAAAUAUUAAACUGAUUCUGUGGCAUGUUCUUCACGCUCCUAAGAGAUGGAGUCUGAAGGAACAACUGUUACCUGCGAUACUGCUCUACUGUAACUUAAUUUUUUAGAUGCUUAACUCUUGUAUUUCUUCACGUCUUAGAAGCUGAGUGCCAGAGAAUGUGUUACGACAUCCUAGCCUUUGCUUGAUUGCAGUUCUGUCUUUAAUGUGCUGCUGGGGCUCUUUGUUUAAAGCCUGGGCCCUUAUCUGUAGCUAAGCAAUAGAAAUGGUAUAUAGUCUCAUUAUGAAAGUGUCAGCCAAUCACUUCAUUAUUAUGCCAGUGACAUGGUAGCUAGCCAGCAUAUAUUGUUCAGGGGAGAUGUAAUGUCAAAAUACACUUUACCCAGUAUUUUUAAAAUCUAAUUAAAAGCAAAGAUUAAAAAGUAA